AUGUUCUCGUUGGGACGAGGAAUGUACCAGGAGAUGGUACGGAAAGACGAGUUCUUCGUUCUGGUCUGUGGUGCCGAAGGAGUGGGCAAAACAGUAAGUAUUUUAGCCAGUUUUCCUCUUUUUUGAAUUUAGACAAGACUAGUAUCAAGGAUAAUAUCAUUACCCAAUCUUAAGGCUAAAAUAAAGUCUUCAGACGUUCGCAGAACAAAUCCGAGCCCAAUGUGAUCCUCGAUUCAAAGCGCCGAAGAAACCGUCCAGCACAAUUGGGUUAAACUGUAGGUUUACAACUUGCUUGUUAUCGGUUUUAGGAAAUUGAAGUUAUCAGCAGUUUAAACCAAUCGUAGCAGGUUAAAUUUUCGAAAAACUUCUUGACAGUUUUACUGCCUCGGUUGUAAACUCGUUUAACGCAGAAUAACAUGUGAAGAAUUUGCUUUUUCGACGUUUUUAUAUAUUAACCAUGAGCAAUAUCGGGUUUCAGUGGUAAAGUUCGAAACAGAUGGAUUUCUCUUGAACUUUUGGGAUGUUGGAGGGAAUGUGGAGUUGCAAGACCUCUGGAACCGGUAUCUGGAUGAUUGUCACGCCAUUAUUUUUGUUGCGGAGACCACAGGGGAUGAGGAGAAAAUCGAAGAGUCCCUUCAAGCGUUCGGUAAGUGUAAUACAGUUUUGUUGGUUAAAAUUUAAUUGAUUAAAGUACGUUUUGUGAGUUAUCGGGUGCGAAAUCUCUUUGCUUUGUUCAAACAAUGUUUUUGAACUUGGAUUUGGAGUUACAUAGAUUCUUUUAUAUUAUAGUAGACAUUAAUGUCAAAAAUUUUUUUAUACGUUGGUUUUUGGAUCUGUGGGGUAAAAGUUCUGGGCGUUAUAAGGCUUUACGGUCAAUUUGGAAGGUUUUUCAACCCUUUUUUUACUUUUUUUUUAUUAAAAUUUUGUUUAAAUUUGGUCCCGUUAUAAUUGCUUUAGGCCUAAUUAUUAGGGCUAUUAUCUGAGACAUUGUCGGUAAUUUUUUAUUCAGAUUUGUUAUGAAAACCUUUUUUGGCCACAUUUUCUUUAAUUUGGACGACUUUUUUAUAUUAUACUAGGCAUUGAUACCUAAAAUUAUCUGAUUUUUUUGGGUCCUUUUGUAUUUUCCCGACUUUCUAGCCGUUUUUUUAAAUCAAGUUUAUCUUUUACAUCCACACAGUACAACUUUUUUACGUAUAUUUAUUUCAUUGUAAAUCUUUUUUUUUUGUUCGCAAAACAAAAUCCCGUAAUAAAUGGUAAUUUUAGGUAUGAAACUCCGAAACCAAUUCGAUAUAUAGAAUGGAAAAGACUCGAGUAGAAUAAGGUUAUAAUAAUUAACAGUAUUGUAGUAUACAAUGUCAGUGAUAAGAGACGACUUUUUAUAUGAUAUAGAUGCAUGGAAGGUGACUCUCCGACUGUUUCAGAGAGAGUCCAGAAACACGAGCGAGCCUUGACGUUGCCCUUGUUGAUAUUGAUGAACAAAUCGGAUCAACUGGAAGAGGAAAAAAAUGGGGAAAAUCAUAAAAUUGAAGAGGGAAAAGAUGUCCAAGAGGCGCAAGGACCCUCGAGAUUGGAGCCCAAGAUCUCUAGAGACGACCUGUUUAAGUUCAUCGAGAGACAGGAGAACACUCCCAUCGGAAUGGACGAAAGUUCGAGUCAGACGUCAAGUAUAAGGUCCAGUCCCAGUCUCCAGGAUCAGUGGAAAAAACGGAAGAAAAACGAAGUUGAAGAGAGUCCCAGGCCGGGGAGUCUGGUCCGCGGAUGGACCGAGACCGACGACGAACGGUACGAUCAGUUCAAGGCGUAUGGAUGGUCCAGCUGUGAAAUGGAGGAAGAGCAUGCAUCGAAUGGGGAUAAGAGAAGGUUGGACUUGAUGGAAGAGCUGAGAGAGCGCGCCGAUAAGAGUCAUCGGGCCGACCUCGCCGUCUUCUCGAUCUCCGCUCUGAAAGCACAUAAUUUAGAGAGGUGCAGGUAA
Messenger RNA from Bursaphelenchus xylophilus (pine wood nematode), 1972 nucleotides. The record is from the annotation of a GenBank genome assembly. Lineage: Eukaryota; Metazoa; Nematoda; Chromadorea; Rhabditida; Aphelenchoididae.